CGCAGAAGCGGGCGCACAAACCACUCAAAUCAAAAAGUUUAAGAUUUCGUCUUGAUAUCUCACCCAAAACCCUACGCGCAGGUUAACUGCAUUUAAAGCGCAUGCCUUUGAACCUACAGCCUACAUUGGUACUAAGAAGAGCCAUGUGAAAUACUUUGAACCUCAGCUAAACUAAAUAAAUUUCCUUUGGUAAUCAUGGCUGGGGUUUAUUUCCUCAGAAUACAAUGUCGUGAAGCGAGAAAGGUAUUGGUUUGUGUUCGUUUGGAAUGACGAGUUUUAAGGAUUUUGUGUUGAGAAGAACAUAAUAGAACAUAACUUUUCUUCUAUUCUUUAAACAAAAAAUGUGAAUGUGAGAAGCUGUCUCCCCUUCGUUUGGGGGCGAUAUCAAGACAAAAUUGUUAAUUUUUUGAUUCGAGUGGUUUGUGCCGGGCUUUUCCAGGCGGGGUCAUCUCGGGGCGCAACACCGACCUGUUUAGAGUAGUCGAAAGAACAUCCGGCGUAGAAGAAGAACCAACGCAUGCUGUCCCAAUUCAUGCAGAUAGCUCUACAUCUUGCAAAAUAUGCUUUUGGUUGUCAGAUAGCUAAAUUAUCAACGGUGUCAAGUUACUUGGGCAAUAGGUUUUGAGGAUAAGGAACAGUGUGCUUGGAUCGAAAUUCUGUGACAGGACUUGGAUCAGUAUGUCGGGUCCGGGGAUUUUGACCCGCACGGAUUUGUCAGAACCACCAAAACAAGACACAAUCCUGGAUGAAGCUCAGAGUCAGGGCUGUUCUGACAACCUCAAAACAGUCUCCAGUAAUCCAUCUGUCAGACACGCGCAUCCUGAUCAGCCUCUUGAUGGACUGAGUCUUGCUUCCCAUGCAGUGCUGGAGAGAGCGCAGCAGAGGGGCAGGGUAAAGUGCUCUAAAUGUAGGGGAUCAAGGAUGUUCUUUUGCUACACAUGCUGCUCAUUAGUGGGUGUCAGCCACAUAGAAAUCCCCUCGGUCAAGCUGCCGGUGAAGAUUGACAUCAUCAAGCACCCCAGUGAAGUAGAUGGCAAGAGCACUGCAAUCCACGCCAAAAUCCUUGCUCCUGAUGAUGUGACCAUAUACACAUACCCCUGCAUACCUGAAUUUGAAGGUGAAAGGCACAAAGUGGUGCUGGUGUUCCCUGGUCCUGGAUCAGUUUCCAUGGAGGACAUGAAGCAGCGUUUAAGGCACAUGGCUGACAGGAGGUCAGCUGAUUCCCCUGAGGAACCACACCCAAAGAGGCUGAGAUGUGAGAAGACACCAGCUGAGGAUCCACGGUUAGGGGCCCCACAUGUGGCUGAAGGCCCUGGGUCAGGGGCCGGCCCUCUGCUGAGGGUGGUCUUCAUCGACAGCACAUGGAACCAGACCAACAGAAUCAUCACAGAUGAGAGACUUCAGGGUAAUUGUGACAAAUUGCUUUUACAUAAAGAAUGUUUCUCAAAAGGCUUUCAGCGUUGUACAGUGUUUAAUGGAAACUUACCUCAUACCAGUGUUACGUCAGUCAUAGCAGUGCUUUGCCACCUGUGUGGGCUUUACUGCUGCAUUAAGUCUCUUGGAGGUUCUCCACUGUGCAGCCCUGUUACAGGUAGAGCUCAAGACCAGGAAGACGUGUUUUUGGCGCCAUCAGAAGGGAUCACCUGACACUUACCUGGCAACCAUUGAAGCCAUUUACUAUUUCCUGAAGGAAUAUCACGAGCAGUGCUUGUCUCAGGAGUACAGAGGAGAAUAUGACAACCUGCUGUUCUUCUAUUCCUACCUGCACACCCUCAUCACGAAGGCCAAGACUUCUGCUGGAAAACUCUGACACUUUUUAUAAGAAAUCUAUGAAAUAGAAUGUCGAAGUUCAACUUAAAAUCUAACCUCAUUGAAACCAUAAUGGGUUCACAGCUCAAAAAAGGGGCCUCAACAAUGUUCCCUUUCUAAAUAGUAUGGUAACACUUAUUUCAAAACUUCAGUUGAGCACUUGAGGUGCAAAGACAGUUCUAUAUUUGGCCAAAUACUUUCCUGAGACAUCUUAUAAUGUCUGAAACUGCCGAAUUGCUAAAUCUUCAGAUUGAUGUGUUGUGUGUAUUCAAAAGAUUUCCAAAUUGAGUAAACUCUAAACAUUUUUAUUUACAAAUUAGGCAGUACAUGCAACUGGGUAGUUUUUCCUCAAAUCAAUGAUUUUGGAGUGUUUGGCACUUCAGGUAAAACAUUGUCACUGUCAAUAUUUCUUUACCACUCUCAAUAUUCCUUUACCACUAUUGUCAUCACAUUUACUGGAGAACCCAAAUAAACUACUAGAUAUUCUACAUGUUUUCUAAAGUGAACAAUUAUUCCGGCAUCUGGAUUCAAGAGAAA
Molecule: messenger RNA, 2346 nt
Organism: Hypomesus transpacificus
Lineage: Eukaryota; Metazoa; Chordata; Actinopteri; Osmeriformes; Osmeridae
Gene: dtwd1
Product: DTW domain containing 1
Exons: 4
Coding region: 679-1647 (322 amino acids)
Biological process (GO): tRNA modification
Cellular component (GO): nucleus
Molecular function (GO): tRNA-uridine aminocarboxypropyltransferase activity
Source: RefSeq, a predicted model, not a curated record